This is a messenger RNA of Dichomitus squalens LYAD-421 SS1, 1347 nucleotides long. RefSeq lists its product as uncharacterized. NCBI's taxonomy places the organism in Eukaryota, Fungi, Basidiomycota, Agaricomycetes, Polyporales, Polyporaceae. The record is from RefSeq and is a predicted model, not a curated record. Gene Ontology annotation, biological process: lipid metabolic process. Gene Ontology annotation, molecular function: oxidoreductase activity, acting on paired donors, with oxidation of a pair of donors resulting in the reduction of molecular oxygen to two molecules of water. The transcript has 14 exons. The coding region runs from base 1 to 1347 and encodes 448 amino acids.
AUGUUCAAGAACGGUCCCGAGUACGAAGAGCGGCUCGCCCGUCCCUUCGUUCCACCCACGGUCACGCUGAAGCAGAUCCAUGAUGCCGUUCCUAAGCAUCUUCUACAAAAGGAUCCACUCCGGUCCACCGGCUACGUGGUCCGGGACGUCUUCUUUUGCGCGCUUUUCUUUGCGUUCGGCGCAGCAAUCGAGCCCCUGGUCUCAAGCAACUUCCUGGGCUUCGUCCCCUUGACGUCUCCGUGGCAAGCCACGCUCGCCCGAAGCCUCUUGUGGUUGACGUAUUGGUGGUGGCAAGGCAUUGCCUUCACGUCCUUCUUCUGCAUUGGCAGGCACGGGAAGGAGGGAUGCUCAUUGUGCCUCCCCCAGCUCGGGCACGGAACCAUGUACAAAUCGUGGUGGGCUAACAAUAUCCUGGGCUUCUUGCUCGAUACGUUUGUCUUGGCGCCCUUCUUCGCUUGGAAAGUCAGUCACAAUGCCCACCACAAAGCGGUGAACUCUAUCGAGCGCGACGAGAACUACGUCCCGCACUUGCGCAGCCAUUACAACCUUCCACCUAAGGAACGGGCCACGACAGCCGAUUACGCCGAGGUGUUUGAGGAGACCCCUUUAUUCACUGCCGUGCGGAUGUUCGUUAUGCAAGCGAUGGGCUGGUGGUUGUAUCUCAGCUGCAACAAGCUUGGGGCAAAAAUGUAUCCGAAGGGCACCAACCACUUCUCCCCCUACUCGCCCUUGUUCAAGGACGGACAAAGGCUGAGCAUAUUUAUCUCGGACGUUGGGCUAAUCGGCAUGAUGUCCCUGCUGUAUCUUUUUGGACAAGCCUAUGGCUGGAAGGCGCUCGUUGCCUACUAUGUCAUUCCCUAUAUCUUAUGCAACCAUUGGAUCGUGAUGGUCACCUUCCUCCACCAUUCUGACCCGACCAUUCCGCACUUCCGUAAGGAGGAGUGGUCCUUCCUUAGGGGUGCUGCUUCCACUGUUGACCGUCCCACGCUUGGCUGGAUCGGCCGCUUCUUCUUCCACAACGUUGCACAUGAUCACGUCGCACACCACUUCUUCUCGCACAUUCCGUUCUAUCAUCAGCCAGCAGUCACAGAUGCAAUCAAAGCUGUCCUGAGAGAGAACUACAACUACGAUUCUACGAACACUUUUUACGCCCUGUACCGAUCAUUCACGGAGUGCGUUUUCAUUGAGGACGAGGGCUCGAUCGUGUUCUAUAAGAACAAAAACGGCGUAGCGGCCCGUCAUGUUGCCGAGGAUGCAAUUACAGCCAUCAAAAAGGAAGGCUGGACGCAAGAAGACCAGGACAAGUUGGCCGAGGGUGCCCUCUCGGACUCCACGAGGUCAGAGUGA